Molecule: messenger RNA, 2249 nt
Organism: Leptopilina boulardi
Lineage: Eukaryota; Metazoa; Arthropoda; Insecta; Hymenoptera; Figitidae
Product: protein timeless homolog
Exons: 16
Biological process (GO): DNA replication checkpoint signaling; replication fork arrest; DNA repair
Cellular component (GO): replication fork protection complex
Molecular function (GO): DNA binding
Source: RefSeq, a predicted model, not a curated record
GCGCGUUUUUAUUCAUUGUAACUUGUUGCUGCCUGCAUGUAAACAUGUAAAAUACACGUGUUGAUAUUCUUUGUUUGUUUUUUCGGGCAAUAAGUUAUGUUGUACGUUUUAAUUCAGUGUGUGUAUGUUUUUGCGAAGUAUAUAUAUAUAUAGUGUAAUAGCGGUAACGUGUCAGUGAAAAAUGUGCAGCGAGUUUGCAGUUGCGUAAAUCAUUGACUAAUUAAACAAUUAGAUUAAUCGAAAAGUACAAGGAAAAUAAUAAAAUGACGGAUUUUACUCCAUAUAUUUCUGCUGAAUUGGCAGCAACUUGCGAUGCUUUAGGUUAUUACGAUGGUUAUAAAUAUCAUUUGGAUAAAAAUUGUCUUGAGGUGAUAAAAGAUUUAAUAAAAUAUUUACGAAGAGAUGACAAUACUCAUGUUGUUCGUCGUUAUCUCGGACACUCAAAAAUUGUUCAAACUGAUCUCAUUAAAAUAUUUGUCGAACAUUCCGAGAAACAAGAACUUUGGGAUGUUCUCUUACGGUUGAUGAUAAAUUUAACGAGUUCAGCUUUGAUGUUUUAUAAUGAAGAAUUGCCUACGGAGAAAGUCACCCGAACCCUUUAUCAAGAAAUCGUUUCCCAUUUGCAAGGCUACAAAAUUGCUCUUACCGAAGAAGGAGUUUGGAAUACGGUUAGAGAUCAUCUUGGCAAAUUAUUGAGUAUUGAUACAGCGGAAAGAGGAGAGGAAAAUGAAAUAAUAAUUGAACGUAUUCUCACGUUUAUCAGGAAUGUUUUACAAAUUCCACCACCUGAUAAUGAUUUACGAACUGAUAAUGACGCAACUGCACAUGAUGAGUUAUUAUUUGCUCUACAUUCGUCCGGAACUGUUGAUCUUUUACUUUUCAUUGCAAGUAAUAGAAGCGAACAACAUUAUCAUAUGCAAAUUUUAGAGAUAAUAUCAUUGAUGUUGCGUGAGCAGAAUCCAAGUAAAUUAGCCACUGUUGGAGCUCAGAGAAGUACCUUGGAAAAAGAAAAAGACGAAGAAAAAUUAUUGAUAAUUAAAGAAAAGGAGAAAAUUGAGAAAAAGGAAAAAAUGCGAAAAAUCGCUGGCUCAAGGCACUCAAGAUUCGGUGGCACUUACGUUGUGCAGAACAUGAAGGCAAUCGGAGAAAACCAGUUGAUCUGCCACAAGCCUUAUCAGAAAAUCGAGGCACUUGAAUUUGGCACGGAAAAGGUGAAUGUGAAAAAACCGAAAAACAGGAGAGCCAUGGCAGAUACGAUGGUAGAACGCGUUUCCGCUUUCAGUGUGAGGCUAUUCCUAAAGGAAUUUUGCGUCGAGUUUCUGAAUGGCGCUUACAAUCCUGUGAUGAGAUACGCGAGAUCUUGUAUAAAUAAUGCCAGUUCUGAAGGACAUGUGGAUGCACGUUUCUAUCUCUGGGCAAUGCGUUUCUUUAUGGAGUUCAAUCGAAAUUACAAGUUUCAUGUGAAAUACGUGAGCGAGACAAUAUCAACAGAGAUAUUUCAUUUUGUCCAGAGACAAAUGGAGGAAUAUUACGAGAUAUUGUCGUUGGAAAAGAAAAAGACCCAACUUUGGUCGGGAAGAUUGCAUCUCGCUUUGAAAGCGUACCAGGAGUUGCUUCAUACAUUACUGGCGAUGGAUAAAAGUCCGGACAAAGGCGUUCAAAACUCUAGCAAAGUCAUCAAGAGUAAUAUAUUCUAUGUUCCUGAAUAUCGGGAAACGAUACUUUCCCAGAUGCUGUGUUUCAAUGAACUAAAAAUGUCGAGGGCAUAUUUGGUUGAUCUAACAGUGACGACACAUGUUUUUUUGAAAGCCCUUGAACAAUUUUGCGGUAUAGGAAAAACCGUUAUUGUUCAAACAAAAAAGAAAAAAUCUCAGAAACGCAAGAAAAAGUCUGUCAAAGAAAAUUCACAAGCUCCGCCAGUUGUACUGAGUUUGGAAGAUCGAUGGGAUGAUGUUGGACCAGAAUUGUCAGCUGUUAUGCAAUCAAAUCAGAUUCCAGUCGUGAUGCCUUUUGAUGCGACUCUGGACACUCCAAUAGAUGAGCAAAAGAACGAUGCAAUGAAGAAAAUACAAAUAUUGAUGCGAAAGAAACAACUCGAGGAGUCAAUUGGUCUUUUUCGUUCUGCGAGGGAUGUUUGGCCUCAAAACGACCAUUUCGGAAGUAAGGAUAUGCCCGUGGAGGAGGAAUUUUUGGCACUACGUGAAAUUUUCUUUGCUGAUUUGGGUGGUGAGUACAUUUUUAAGAAAACU